AUGUCUUUAAACGCUACAAAAAUCAAAGGUCCCAAUCGAUCCGAUUACAAGACUUAUAGCUCAAAAUGUUUCUUUUCUUAUCCUCCCAAUGGUACAGGAUUUCAAAUGGGUUACCUGGGUAUCGGUCCUUCCACAGUUUCCGGCGGAUUUCAUUUACAUUAUCCUAAAAAUCGUCAAGUAAAUAUUUCAAAAAUUACUUUGGCUUUAAAAGGUGGUGAAUAUGGAGAAUUGGAUUCGAUAGAAACUGUAAAUAAUGUUUUUUUUGAAUCGAAUGUCGUUCUUUGGUCGGCGGCAGCCAAUAAUGGUUUAACUUGUGGAGUUAUAUAUAUGUUCGUCGCUACCGUACAUAUUAGUGAUGAUCUUCAUAAAGUGAUUAGAUGCAUUUGUCCAAUCACACGAUGGAGUUUACCAAAUUUAGUCAAACAACCCGAAUCAUUAACUCGACCUAAAUAUAAUAAUAGUCGAUGGAAUAAUUUAACUAAUUUUGGUGGUGGUAGUGGAAGAGGUGGAAAUGAAAUAGAAGAUAUUAUUUGUGAUGCGAAACUUGAAGAUAAAACUUAUAACAUGGGAUCAACCUUAAAUCUUUUAGUUUCAUUAAUUUUACCCUCGACUUUUACUUCUUCAAUAAAAGAGGUACGAUUAGGAAUUAAAGAAUAUCAAAAUUUACAAGAUUCCGGAUAUAACGUUAAUUUGUCAAAAUAUAAGGUUGCCAAUAAUGUAUAUAAUGGAAAAGAAUUUAUUAAGGAAGUGAUAGUCGAUGAAAACGAUGGGGGCAUUAAAGAAAAUCGAUAUUUAUUAGAUUUGGAAUUGGAAAUUCCGAAAUGUGAUAUUACGCCAGAUUUCGAAAAUAUUCGUGAACUUAAUCAUGUUCAAUUGGGACAUCGAUUAAAAGUUCGAAUUAAAUUUGGUAAAUUUAAAUCUUUAAUAUUAAAAGGUGAAAUAUUAAUUAAAAAGUCUUUGAGUGAAGAGAAACUUGAAUUGGCAAUUAAAAAUGGUAUGAUUUAUAAUAAACCAUAA
Molecule: messenger RNA, 1017 nt
Organism: Diversispora eburnea
Lineage: Eukaryota; Fungi; Glomeromycota; Glomeromycetes; Diversisporales; Diversisporaceae
Source: the annotation of a GenBank genome assembly